UUUUUUGCCGGUUUGCUGACACGUCGCGUGCAAUUUGGCCGUCGGUUGAUGAAAAGUACCUCAGACACGUUGGGAAACUGUUAUCUUCCGGCGUUUUCCUGUCCGUGUGUAAUCACUCCGCGUGGCCACAUUACACUUUUGGUCAAGUGGGCGAAGAUUUUAUCGGUAGUAGUCGAGAGAGGCCCUGUGAAGAACACCUUUCUGUCCCGUUGUGGGGGCACCUGGGCACGGCGUCCUCUCUCAGGUAAAGCAGAGGUGAAGAGGCUGGGCUCCUGUGAAACCUCCGUGUGGUGUGGUGGCUUUGAAGAAGAAAAAAAAAAACUACAGCAAAAAAGAUAAAAACGUCUGAAAACAGACCCGUUUGCAGAAAGACUUCGUCUGUGAGCCGUGAAGCUGUUCUUCGAAAGUGACACGGCCUGUUCACGAGUCCCUCGGUGUGUAAUACCCAGAUACAGAGAUGGCGACGGUGAGUGAUUCACGCUUGCAGCAACAGCCCUCUCAGAAGGAUGCAGCUGAUCAAAACUUUGAUUAUAUGUUCAAGCUUCUCAUCAUUGGCAACAGCAGUGUCGGCAAAACCAGCUUCCUUUUCCGCUACGCUGAUGACUCCUUCACUUCGGCUUUCGUCAGCACCGUGGGCAUCGACUUCAAGGUCAAAACUGUUUUCCGCAACAACAAGCGGAUUAAGCUGCAGAUCUGGGACACAGCCGGACAGGAGCGCUAUAGAACCAUCACUACAGCUUACUACAGAGGAGCCAUGGGCUUCCUGCUAAUGUAUGAUAUUACCAACCAGGAUUCUUUCAAUGCUGUACAAGACUGGGCUACUCAGAUUAAGACCUACUCAUGGGACAAUGCCCAGGUAAUUUUGGUGGGUAAUAAGUGUGAUUUGGAAGAUGACCGACUCAUUCCAACAGAAGACAGCCAGCGACUGGCUGAUGAACUAGGAUUUCAGUUUUUUGAGGCAAGUGCCAAAGAUAACAUCAACGUGAAGCAGGUGUUCGAGCGACUGGUGGAUGUGAUCUGUGAGAAGAUGAAUGAAACUAUGGAAGGAGACGGUGGUCCACUCGCCAAUCACAAAGACCCCAACUUACAGGACUCCAUCGCCGAGGGACACAGCAGCUGUGCCUGCUAAAGGCCAGCCCCCUCCACAUCUGUUCAACUUGUCUGUAUACCCCUUGCAUCCCCCUUCUCUUGUGCCUAUAUUUGCACAUUACAGAUGGAAGGUUAAAAUUUCAGGCCAGAUUCACUGUGUGAUGAACCAGUAGUGGUGAGGUUUAUACUUGAGUAUACUUGAUUUGGGUUAAAGUGUGAAUUCAUAUUCAGGAAACAUAAGAGCUCCCUCACUUUCUCCAGAUACAAGGUAAAUCCAUGCCUUGUUUUUCCUGAAUUAGCCAUCUGCCAAAAUGAUACUGUUAUACUGUAACUUUACAUGAAUUUGACAAAACAAGUUAUAUGAGUACAAUAGCCAUUAAGCAUGACAAGACAGAAAAGGGGGAUUCCCUUAUCCACUAUCUAUUAUGGAUUUGGCAGGUGAGACUGAGUUCAAAGUUAAGAAAAUGAUACAUUUUCUUUGUACCCAAAUUAGGCCGAGUGUGUCCACACUAGCUCUUAAACCUUCCAACCCUUUCUGCAACUCGUAUCUCCCUUCGCAUGAGUUCAGACCACUGAAUAGCUACACCAAACCUAGAUAUGCGGCAGCUGCCAGAGGUCCCUCUGCUAACAGCUAGUAGAAUCAUCCGUUCAUCCACACCCAUCCAUUCUCUGGCCAUCUUGCACUCAACAACCCCUAUCCUGAGCUCACUGCCACGCCUCUUUAUCCCUCUGCCCGUCUCAAAGGCUGCAUCUUGGGAGAAAUAUCUGGCUUGGCCCACAAUGGACAUGUUCUUGUCUCAUGUGCUAGAUAGCCCCAUGUUCAAUCGACACUGCAAUGCUGUACCCCACUUGGCCAGUGUUAUGUGUCUCUUUUGACUUAAAUUGUAGCUUUAAAGGCUUAAGAUAAAUGUUCACAUACAUGCACCAGUGUUCUGGGAGUUGUUGGAUUGCAUAUAUACAUGAGUAAUAUCAAGAAAGUAAAAAAUCCAGAGUAAUAUGAUCAUUUCACAUCAAAUUAUUGGAACCGAAAUGGUAAAAUGCACAAAAUAAUGAAUUGCUACAUGUGAAUAAUUGGGCACAUUUUUCACUGAACUUUUGCCUUACUUUCCUUGUGAACUUGUGAACCUCACUACAGACUACCUAAAACUCGUUUUGUUGUUCUGUUUAUUUUUGUCACCAGGCUCAUAUUACAUUUAAUUUCUCUGGUUUGUACUUGCCUUUUUAAUUAUAAAGUAUUGACCCUAUUCCUGUUACCAUAUUACCUUUCAAUAAUGUGUUGAUAUAGAUUUUUCAAAAGACACAUGGACAGUUUGGUGAGAACAUUGACUGCUCCACUGUACUUGGCUUAGAGAGGAGUGUCCUAAUUCAAGAACCAGAGGUCAUUCAGUCUCUGCUCAUCUUUACAUUUGUACAAAUGAGGGCAUCAGUUUGGAAGAAUGUACAUAUCGCCAGUUACCAUCAUUUGUAACAAAUACCAGACUUAAAUUAAAAUACCUUGUUACAACCUGGUAAGAGUGAUAAGACUGGAACUAGAGAAGACUCUGUACCAUCUUAUCCAAUCCACGCCCCUUCCCUCUCUCAUUCUAUCACUCGCUCCACAUACAGCGCCAACUGUCCGUUAUGGUCAGUUGGUGCCUCUCAGUAGAGAUACUCUGGUCUCACGUGUUUUGUUUUUUCUCCAUAUGAUCUCUUUUAAUUCGUUAAUUAUCCCCUCUCUGACCCGAUUCUUAUUGUUUUGUGAACCGUACCAUGAAUGUUAUUUGGGUGCCCUGUUAAGGUGUUAGAAACCUGAUUCACUUUUUGUUAACACUAGCUCUUCUGUGUUUAGCCCUCUUUCUUUUCAUGCUUUAAAAACUUCUUAGAAGAGGUGUCAUGUUGAGUAUUUAGAAGAGAAUCCUGUAUUUAUUCAAAGCCUCUGCGUCCACUAUUGCAAUGGGACACUCAAGUCUAUAUUCACUAUUAGUGCAGUAUUGAAGGCUGGCUGUAUGUUGAUUUCAGGCUCAGAGACUGUGGUAUCCCAAUUCAUGGGCUUCAAACUCCAGUCCUGGAAUUUUAGAGACCAGCACAGUUCUGUGAUUUCCCUGCUUAAAUUCACCUGAUUAAACUUAAUUAGUUAGCAGUUAGUUACAAGGUUUCGGUUCUGUUUGAGUCACCAAACUGUGCUGGUAUCCAGCCUUCCAGGGCCAGAACUGGACACGCUUAUCCUAAUUCUCUGAUAGUGAAGUGUGCUAACCAGAGCAAGCUACCAAACAGAAGCACCUUGUGUCUUGUAUCCAUUUGGUGUUUUAAACCUGAAGUUGCUUUGUUGUCUUUUUUUCUGGCCAGAGGUAUUUAAAGAGGUGUAGAAAUAAAUGUAUGGACUGUUUGCAAAAUAAAAAUUAUUGAUGAGAUUGA
Messenger RNA from Pygocentrus nattereri (red-bellied piranha), 3483 nucleotides. RefSeq names its product RAB3D, member RAS oncogene family, b (gene rab3db). The record is from RefSeq and is a predicted model, not a curated record. Lineage: Eukaryota; Metazoa; Chordata; Actinopteri; Characiformes; Serrasalmidae. Gene Ontology annotation, molecular function: GTP binding; GTPase activity. The coding region runs from base 458 to 1129 and encodes 223 amino acids. Gene Ontology annotation, cellular component: endosome; plasma membrane; synaptic vesicle. Gene Ontology annotation, biological process: protein localization to plasma membrane; protein secretion; regulation of exocytosis. The transcript has 5 exons.